Molecule: messenger RNA, 2580 nt
Organism: Zingiber officinale
Lineage: Eukaryota; Viridiplantae; Streptophyta; Magnoliopsida; Zingiberales; Zingiberaceae
Product: protein RIK-like
Exons: 12
Coding region: 237-1766 (509 amino acids)
Cellular component (GO): nucleus
Molecular function (GO): RNA binding
Source: RefSeq, a predicted model, not a curated record
AUAAAUGACAGAUUCGAGGGCGUUCCCACAAUCUCCAAAAGAGCCCCUCGUCCUGCUUCGGCACCGAGCACGUUUAACCUCUCCGUCGCCGAGAAGCGAAGCCCUAAGCGGAGUUGCCAAUUCCGCCGCUGACGCUUUCCUCCUGCUGUUCUGGUUUCAGUUCGCUCCGCGCUCGGGCUCCCCGACCGAUCUAUUUCUGAAUUUAUCCCGAUCGGCUUAUCUUCGGCAGCCUAGAGAUGACGGAAGAUACGAGUUCGAAAGAUACCGAGGCGUCCACUGUUCUCGGCAGGCAAAGGAAAAAGAGAAAGUGGGACCAGCCUGCUGAGCCACUGGUAGCUGCUGGAGUUUUAGUCCCAGGGGCACCAUGUACUUCAAAUGCUAUUCUGGGAUCCACUCUUCCUGGAGCUUUUCCAUUGUCUGCAUCUCUUUUUACAAUUCCAAUUCUCAUGUCUUCUGUUAAUCCCCUUGAAACGGUACAAUCACCUUUAGCAACACAAAAUGCUGCUACCAUUAUUCAAAACUUAAGUCAGACAAAGAUUCAAGAUGAGGUAAUAGCAAGGGAAAUUGUGAUAAAUGAUGCAGAACCAAGUAUAAGAUACAAGCUCACGAAACGUCAAACCCAAGACGAGGUGAACCUUUGUUCUUGUGCAAUUGUCAUAACUAGGGGCAAGUACCAUCCUCCAAAUGGAUUGGCAGGAUUGCCAGACAAUGAGAAACCAUUAUAUCUCCAUAUCUCUUCUGGGGCUAAUAUAAAAGACAUUGCUGAAAGUAUUAGAGCAGUUGAUCAUGCAGCGGUAAUGGUUGAGGAGAUCAUGCAACGUGGCCAAAUUCCUUUGGUAUCUUCUAAUCCUCUCCACUCAGUUUUGCUUAAUGGAGAGGGUACUCAAAUACUUAGUACAUCUCUGUUUCUGGGCUUUGAUGCUGAACCUUCAUUGCACAUUUCUGCUCGAAUACGUGGUCCAAAUGACCUCUAUAUCAAUCACAUUAUGAAUGAAACAGGAGCUACCGUCCUACUUAGAGGUCAAGGAUCUGAACAUCUUGAUAGUUCUCACACUGAAGAAGCUUUGCAACCCCUGCAUUUAUAUCUGUCAAGUUCUAAUGCAAAACGUCUUGAAGCUGCAAAGAUCUUAGCAGAAAACCUUUUGGAUACAGUUGCCAGGGAAUGUGGCACCUCAAGAAUUUCUUCAACUAAAGUUUAUGGUGUUGUUCCCCCACCACAGCAAUUGUUGGCGGGAACAGAAAGCUCAUUAAGAGUUGUAUCUGCUGGAAAUUAUAAUCAAAUACCUGUUAUUUCAUCCACUGCCACUGGAAUUGUGGCAGCAACACAAUCGUUUGUUGCUGGUGGAGUUGCAACUGCUUCAGGCACUGUUUUUCAAUCUGUAGAGCAGUUAAAAUAUGGAAAUUCCCGAAGCUUGGUUAGCUAUGCUCUUCCAGGGGUCACUAGUGUAACAUGCUAUAAUGGCUAUGAAGGAAUAUACCCCCAAGCCACACCAUCGCAGCAAGUUGCCUUAGCACUUAGACAAGCAUCAUCUUCAUCUACUGCUAUUUCAUCUACAAGUUCUUUGGUAAGCACAACUGAGAGGAAAUCAAGUUCAGUUGCUGAAGCAGAUACACAUCCUCUACAGAAACGUAAAUUUAAGGAAUUACCAGUUACUUCAAAAGGGUCAACUCCCCUUCAGUGUCUUAUUCUAAGACAUGCCAGUUUUCAUCAUCCCAAUCGCGGAUACAAUGGGAUGAUGGCGCCCAUCAAAGAAAAACUUAGAUAGCGGAUGCAAUGGGAUGCCCCCUCCCCCUCCAAGGACCAUGCCGCCUCUGCCUCUGAAGUUUUCAUCAUCUCAAUCGCUACCCAAGACUGACAAUGCAAAGGAGGUUUUGACAGAACCAAGUGCUGUGCAAGAAGCUUCAAAAAAUAUGCCUCGACCUCAGAAGUUUUUGAAAGCUUUGCUGCCCACAAAAGUUGACGGUGGGAAUGUGGAUACUAAGAAACCUGCGGUGCAGCAUCUAUCAGAUACGCUACUCAAGCUUGCAGAAUAUGGGGAUGAUGAUGAUGAUGAGGUUUCAGAUCCAAGUGUAGGGUUGCUAAAGAGCUCUCCAGUUGGGAAUUCAAUGGCAAAACCAUUUUGGGCUGUAUGAUUUUAAGGUGUACCUUGUGUGUUCUUGAAAUUUGCCGGUCCUCAUUGCCCGAGAUACAAAAUUAUCAGUGUGCAUGACAGCAGUGGAUGCUACCACCACAGCUACCUGCAAUGAACAAGACUGCUACUAAAGGAUGUCUUGCCACUUAGAGACCUCGAAGUAAUAAGCUGGAAUGAGCUUGCAUGCUUUGAUUAGCUUUGGUUGACCUCUUUGUUUUACCCCAUUUUAAUUUCUCUUUUCUUUUUCUUGCUUGGAAGAAGGGAAAUUUACUUCAUUGCCCUUUUUCUUUCUAUUUCGUUGCCUUUCCCCCCUUGAAUUCCUUUGCAGAAAUUGCCUAUAAGAUAGGCUUAUUAUUUCUCUGCCGUUGUUUGUUUGCCUUUGUGACAAACUCGGAUAUGGAAGUUUUUCUCUCAGGUACAUUGAAUGUUAAUUCAAUGUUUCUUAACA